AUGCUCUCUACUCUCACCUCGUUGGCCGACUCGGACGUGAGCAUGACGCCCAUAACCCCCCUUCCAGCACCAACCAUCGUCUUGCAGGACGACACCGAGUGGACCGAGGGCGACUUUGAAGUGAUCACCUCGGACUGCUACAUGUUCCGCGUGCCCUCGUACCACCUCAUGUCGAGCUCAACCAUAUUCUACCAACACGCCAAGGACUCUCUCUCCAUCACCUUCAAGGACUCGACUGAGACGGCGGCAAUCUUCCGUCUCGCUCUCCACCUCCUAACCAAGGGCCGGCUAGGCUCGGGCGAGUCCUGGAACAUUGAGAACCUACAGUCUCUCGCCGCAUUUCUCGGCAGGUGGCAGAUGGAAGCCGCUCUCUCAAACUUUGUCACCCACUUCCAAGCUCGCGUCCGCAACCGCGACCAAUCUGUCCUCGGCCUCCCCGGUUUCCUUGUCGGUGCCUACGCGGACAGUAUCGAGGUAUGCGUCGAGACGCUUCGCAUCCCCAGCGUCGAGUGGGAUGGGAGGAACCGGAGUGAUGGACCCAAUGUUCUCGGUCUCAAUCCAAGCGACGCGAACGGAAACGAAGACGAAUGGGUUGGAUUUCAUACCAACGAGCGCGACCCGUGGAGAGAGGUUCGUCGUAGCCGCCGUCCAAGCAGCACUGCAUCACUGGAGAGCUCAAACCUUAUUACUGGAGCCCGGGGACGCCCGACGUUUGACCCCUCAUCGUGGCCCCUCGCCACGUUUACCUCUGGACACCCGCCCGCAUACCUCUUCGCCCUCGCGCGCGCUUGGGGAUCGGCCGGCAAGUCGGAUGCGGCCCGCCUCCCAACCGAGUUUAUCGCCUUCCUCCAGGCUGCCAAGGCUAUUGGCGCUUAG
Messenger RNA from Cutaneotrichosporon cavernicola, 876 nucleotides. RefSeq lists its product as uncharacterized. NCBI's taxonomy places the organism in Eukaryota, Fungi, Basidiomycota, Tremellomycetes, Trichosporonales, Trichosporonaceae. The record is from RefSeq and is a predicted model, not a curated record. The coding region runs from base 1 to 876 and encodes 291 amino acids. The transcript has 2 exons.